AUGGUGUUGGCAGAAAUGUUUUCUGGAAAGCGGAGAAGAAAUGGCGGUGUACACUGUGCUUCAAAACCAUCUUUGCUACCCACCCAGCAGUCAAAUUCACCAAUUGUUUCAACCCAGUUGCAGCAGCAAUCACUAGAUCUUUCAUUCAAUCCUUUCCUGCUAUCUUCACAUUUGGCUCAACCCGGUGCCCCUUUCUGGCUGCCUCAACGGCCAGCUUACCCUUUUUCUGGUUUGAAUCCAUCUGCUACUUUUCAGCCAUUCACUCCCAUCAGAACCAUAAAUGCUGGUUGGCAAGCUUUGGAUAGAGGAGAAAAUUCAGCAAGAAAUCAAACCCAAUUUCCUAGUUUCUGCUACCAUGUUGGUUACACUUUUCCGGGCUUCCCAGGUUCCUGGGAUCCAUCAUACUGUUGGGCUCAAAAUCAACGAUUACAACCUUCUUGCACCACCUUGCCAGGCCCUUAUGGAUACUUUUCUUCACCUCUUCUUUCACCAAUUCCCAGUUGCUCUCCACAGGUUCAGUCCUCUCAAAAAGGGAUUAUUAGGCCAACAACGAAGCUUUCUCAGAAACACCAACAUCUAUGGGAAGCUCAAUCAGCUGAGAAUGUUCAGCUAUGGAAUUUCAUCAACCAAUUGCAGUCAGAAGUAGCUGAUUACAAGAACCGCUUGACGAAACUUGAAGAAGAAAUUUCAUGUCUGAAACCAAGAGUUGAGGAGCUCGCUGCUGAUCAUCAGGCCACUGCCACUGGUUUAUCAGCACAACCAUCAAAAAGAAGGAGACCAAAGAGAUCUCUUGCUUCUGCUGAUGUGCAUCCUCCUUUUGAGUCUUAUCUCCGAGCUCGUGGUCGAAGGCCUGCAUCAUCUAAGCUUCAAUCAGAGGCUAGAACACUUGCUUUUGAGAAGGUGAGGUUGAACAAGGUAGAGGAUAAAGAGAAAAGAUAUCAUCCUGUAGGGACUUUGCCACAACAAAAUAAUUGGAUACGCCAAGAUAUAGCAAGAAACUUCAAUGAUAACAUGGACAAGAACAGAGCCAAUCUGAUCAUGUCUGCAUUCAGCAAUCAAAUACAUCAUGGAAUUUCCGGAAUCCAAACAAGUGGAAUUGGGCUUGAAGAGGAAACCAAGGCUGAGAUUUCAAAACCUUCUGUCUCAAUUCUGUCCCAACAAGUUGGAAAUGGCAAUAACUCAGCUACUUAUAUGGGAACAACAAGUAAUGGAAGUCAUGGAAUAUGGCCUUCUAGCACCCAUUCUGAAGAAGGUCAGAGAAAUACAUUGUAUAUUAACUCUCAGGCUUUCUCUGACAGUGGCAGCACUAUCAGACAAGGAGAAAGAAAAGCAAAUUCGGGUUGGAGUUUUGUGAAUGAGGAGGAAGCUUCGGAGGAGCUGGAGGCUAUUGCAGUUGGGUCCAGUAAGGAGGAAAAUGAAGAGGAAAUGGGAGACGAUGGCAGCUCAUCGGCUGACGAAAUGGGUCAGCAGGAAGCUGGGAAUGCUUACAACAUGGAUGGUGCAAUGGAAAACAGUCGUAAAGGGUUGCCUCAGUUUAAUAACUGGUGACCAAAACAGUGCGGCUAACUUAAAAUUGCAGUGUCAGUUUCUGUUUUUUGUUGACAUAGGAUGGCUCCUGCUCAGUUGGACCAACUUUUGUUGAAAGGCAAACACCAAAUUUUGCCCAGUGAGCGAAUUUUGUUUUGUUUUGUUUUGUCUUCUUUCUUUUCUUAUCAGAGGAAGCAAAGACAAAUCAAAUUAUGUUCGUCAUGAUCCAUGAAGAUAUCACUAGAGGUCAAAAGACUCUAGUCUCACUAUCAAAGAAGAUGAG
Messenger RNA from Carica papaya (papaya), 1810 nucleotides. Lineage: Eukaryota; Viridiplantae; Streptophyta; Magnoliopsida; Brassicales; Caricaceae. The record is from RefSeq and is a predicted model, not a curated record.